AGUGGCAUGGUCCAAAAAUUAGACAUGUUGAUGUGUUCUAACAAGUGUCCUUGACAGCUCUUCCUGAUUGAGAGGAUGGGUCGGAGGACGCUACACAUGCUCGGACUCGGCGGUAUGUGCAUCUGUGCCAUCAUCAUGACUAUAGCACUCAGCUUAUUGGAUAGUGUUCCAUCCAUGAGCUACGUUAGCAUGCUGGCCAUUUUCGGAUUUGUGGCUUUCUUUGAGGUGGGGCCGGGUCCAAUCCCAUGGUUUUUUGUGGCCGAAUUGUUUUCCCAGGGUCCCAGACCAGCCGCCAUGGCAGUGGCAGGCUGCUCCAACUGGACUGCUAACUUCCUUGUUGGCAUGUGCUUCCAGUAUAUUGCUGAUCUUUGUGGUCCGUAUGUCUUCCUGAUCUUCGCCGGUCUACUGCUUUUUUUCCUGGUCUUCACGUUCUUUCGUGUCCCUGAGACGCGAGGCAAAACCUUUGACCAGAUUGCCACCAACUUCCUGCAGCACUCUGAUGGAAUGAUGGACAUGAAUAUGGACAAGACCAGCACAGAACUGGACUACUUAGGGGAUGAGAUAACCGACUAAGACCAGUCUGGGAGAGAGAAAGAGACUCCUUGUGGUGAAAAUGUGUAUUGUUUCAAAUGGUGUUGUGGUGUUCUCCAAAUAUUUCUAAGGCCACAUAAGGGAUUUCCUGCACUUUAACGCCACGUACUGCAACUUUUAGCAGCUUGUUCAACUUCUGCACGUCUGUUUAUUUUUGUAUUCCUUAACGUAGUGAAUCAAAACUGGCAUCAAUAAAUCGAACAAGUAAACGGUCUUGUUGAAAACAUUUAAAAGCUUCUACUUCCUCAUUAGUACGUGCGAGUGUUUUACACACAGAAAUACAACUAACCCAUUGAAAAAUACAAAAUACUUGUAUUUUAAAAAGAAAUAAUAAAAAUGUAAU
Messenger RNA from Entelurus aequoreus (snake pipefish), 934 nucleotides. Its product is annotated as solute carrier family 2, facilitated glucose transporter member 4-like. The transcript has 3 exons. The record is from RefSeq and is a predicted model, not a curated record. Gene Ontology annotation, biological process: monosaccharide transmembrane transport. Lineage: Eukaryota; Metazoa; Chordata; Actinopteri; Syngnathiformes; Syngnathidae. Gene Ontology annotation, molecular function: hexose transmembrane transporter activity. Gene Ontology annotation, cellular component: membrane. Bases 76 to 573 code for a protein of 165 amino acids.